Molecule: messenger RNA, 4021 nt
Organism: Bactrocera neohumeralis
Lineage: Eukaryota; Metazoa; Arthropoda; Insecta; Diptera; Tephritidae
Product: mucin-4-like
Exons: 4
Coding region: 2091-3698 (535 amino acids)
Cellular component (GO): extracellular region
Source: RefSeq, a predicted model, not a curated record
UUUUCAUAAGUAGCAUGUGAAAAAAUACAUUAUUAAAAAUACUUUAUAUGUAAAGCAAAGUGAUGGCGAACUUAUGACUUCCGUGCAUAACAUUUAGUACAUAAGUCACAAGUGUCUGGCUAAUAAAAUUUGUGAAAACAGCAUAAGGAUGUGUUUGGAACCGAUAGAGAUUGUGUAUGGAAAAACUUUUAAACAUUUCCCACGGAAGAUAUCUACUUUUAACAAUUACACUUUUGCCUAAAAUAAAUAAAAAAAACUACUCUAUAUGGUCAUAAAAGUUCGAACUGUCGAAGGAACAUCGAAAAUUCUGUGAAGAAAUACAAAGUUUUAGCUUUAAGCUGCCUGGCAUUGAUUCUUUCCUUUAGCAGCCAGUGUACUUUGGUUGGUGGUGUAGUAUUCUAAAAUUUUGCUGUGGGCACUUCAGCCGGUAAACGCUAUAUUCUCUGCUGUGUGCUCCAGCGUACUAUGGCUGCCUCUAUGAUACAUCCUUCUUAAUCCUCCUCACUGAAGGCGAAGAGGUUGUCUUCAUCGAACUUCAUUAGGAGUCCUUUAGUCCCAUACGUCGUUGUCUUCACCGUUGUUCCUGUCAGAGCGUUGCUCAUCAAUAUAUUGUUGUUGAUUGUGUUUUGUGCCCCCUUUCGGUCUUACGAGAGCGGAAGGCUUUGCUCAUCCGCAGAGCUGGUAUGCUUAUUUCAUAUAUACGACUUCGCCCGGGCAACAGAAGGGACUUUUCUCUAUCAGCUAUUCUAUUACCUCCUGCUGACCAUUCGCCAUUUUGGGAAUUGUGAGGUAUCUCUCUUAGUUCAUAAAAGGAAUGUGCCCAUUUGGGUUGAGUCUAUUUUUUUACUUAAGCCCAUUUGCCACGGCACGGCGAACAAUACUAAGAGAGUCCGCAAUAGAGUAUCUUCUUUUCUAUCGACAAGUUCAAUAGAGCAACGUGGCAUCAUAACCUUACCCGCUGUGGUAUGUAUGUUAUUAUCGAGAGUCAUGGAAUUUUUGUAACGCGUUUUGUUAUAGUUCAUCCAAUAGCUUUUUAGAGAUUUUCUUAGUUAACAAUGCUUUACCGGGAAAUAUAUUCCGGUCCGUUCUGGCUACAUAGUUGUCAGUGAAUCUACUGUAUGUUUAAGUUCGCUUUGCCCAUUAUCCGCAACACAGCGAGCUCGAUAACCUUUGUAUCCAUGUGAAAUGCUCAGAUAUCUCAAACAAAAGCUUUGGCUUCAACGUCCAUGAUAAUCGCACAUUAGUGUAUUGCAGUGCUGAUAUAGAAUUUUAUCGCUUCUGCGAUUUCGUAAGAUACAUAAGUAUCGAACUACUUACAACCCUGCGUUACAAUUCGCUUUUCAAUUUCUUGUUUUUUUUCUGUAACGUCUUUUCACAAACCUUCAAAGCAAAAAAAUAUAAUUUUUUUUGGCAGAAAAUUUAUUGUUUUCAUUUUUGCUCAACAAAAUUAUGCUUCUUAAAUAAAUACAAGGCAAUUAAGCUCAGGUUGUUUGCAAGCGCGGUGACUGGUCGAACGUCGAAGCAGUGGUGGCAAAUGGUGUUGGUCAAUUGUGUGGCGAAGCAUGGGAUGUAAACCAAGUCGUCCGAAUAGAAGGCGAGGUGGUAGUAGAGACCACUCCCAGUACUCAGGCUCUGAGUCGUGUGGUUGUUGUAAUCCAGACUGCGAGGUAACUCAACAAGGAAGACGGGGUUCACGCGGCCAGAGCCAAGGUCGAUAUGACGCACCGCCGUUAUGUCGCUCACACACAAAUGUGUGCUUAAGCCCGUCCAAGUGUCAUCUUAUAGCGACGCGUGUGGUCAUUUGCAAGAAGAGUUCCGAUUAGAUUUGUUCAGCGAACUCUACAAUACCAACACAAUAAAUUUGUUUUGAUACAAUAUUUGAAGUAUUUUGAAAUGUCAAAGCAUUAUUUAGAAUUUCAAAAGAAAGCUGGAAAAAUAUUUUUGGCUCAAAAUUUCUGUUGUCAAAAGCGGAAAACGUGAUUCGUAAACAAAAUUCAACAUUACAAAUUCGCUUGCGGUUGUAGAUAGGCGAGCUGCCAAACAAAAACUGGUCAAAAUUUCGGGGCACAAGCUGAAGUGACUUUUACAAAAUGGGCAAUGCCGGUAGUAGUAAUCGUAGUGAUCCACACCGAUCACCACCGCAUCAAAGCUAUCAGUAUUACGAGCAAGCAAGACCACAGACGCGGAAUCGUGAUCAGUACGACGUAUCAGGAAGUAUGAACGAAGCUAGCAUGGGUCCACGUAUUGUGGUGCACGGCAGUCCAUAUAUGGACCGACCGAGCCAAUAUGAGGUAAGGCAGCGGACACCGAAGAGAAUGCCAAAGCACAGCACACCGAAAUCUUCACACAGCGGUGCUGCGAUGUGUGUGCGCGAGUAUGGCAUUUCCCUACAACGACCACAAGCAAUAUCAGAAACGUCCUUAUUCUCAAAUCAAAGACCACAGCAGCGACCUCCACCAACAACAAUACGGUCACAGCCGCAACAACAGCAGCAACUAGUGCGCAGUCCGAUAGAAUCGUGUAAUUGUAAAGCCUGUCGUGAUAAAGAUGAGAAAUUAGCAGCAUAUGCCGGUUCAUCAGUCACACCCAACACAACUUAUGUGUCAUCAAGCGCCGCCAACACAACUUAUGCAUCACCAAUCGCCGCCACCAACACAACUAACGUGUCACCUAUCGAAUAUACAUCAACUCCAACAGCGCCAAAGCGCAACGCCUGCACCACCGCCAACUCUUGUACUGGCUGUAGCCGCGGCGGUCAGGGCUACAUGGAGCCAAACUCAGCUGCGCACAGCACAGCGUUUGACAGGAGCUUGAAUGACACGAGCCGUGAAAGGAACCGUAGAGAACUCAAUGAAGCUUCUGUGGAACAUUCAGGUAGGCAUUGCUGCAAAUACGAGGAUGAAAGUUAUGCAAAUACGUCGACGCGUAGGCGUCAGAGUCCCGCGUCGAGCGAAAUCCAAACAACCAAGAGCAGGGGUGAAAACCAUCCAAUUACGUCGACGCGAAUACACGAGUGUCCAAUGGCAAAUGAAACACAAUCAUCCAAAUACAGGGAUGAAGCUUAUCCGCUUACUUCGACGCGUAUUCAUAAUAAUGCCAUAUCAAGGGAAAGUGAGGCUUACAAGUACAGGGAUGAGACCUAUGCAGACACGUCUACCCGAAUGUCUCCGAGCGUUGGGCAAACUCAAGCAUCACCACCGGCGCAACUUCAAAUAUGCUACGAUGGCGGCAUGACAACGAGUGGUGGCGCUACUUCAGACGAGGUAUCAGACUUUCAUCGUGAAUGCUUGGAUGCUCAUAACAGAUAUCGUGCCCGACACCAGAAUUGCCCACCACUAUCUCUCAGCAACGAAUUGAGUAAAUAUGCGCAACAAUGGGCUCAGCAUCUGGCCGCUACUGGGCGCCUGGAACACCGUCAAGUGCACACAUACGGCGAAAACUUAUACACAUCGAGUGGCAUGGAGGUGGAUGGCGCUACAGUGGUGAAAAACUGGUACGAUGAGAUACGCAAUUAUGAUUUCUCGAAGGCCACCUACAAACCUGGCACCGGACAUUUUACGCAAAUUGUGUGGCGUGACAGUCGACAGUUAGGUGUGGGUAUUGCGACAAGAGCUGAUUCUACGUACGUCGUUUGUAACUACAAUCCACCUGGAAAUAUACUGGGUAGUUUUGACGGCAUGGUGCCACCGUUGAAGUGAAGCAUGACCAAAAAUUUUAUAAAUAAUACAGAAUGUGAUAAAUUUUACCAAACGAAAUGAGCUGGACUAAUGUUUGCAGUGAAGCUGUAAAGCUUUUGUGCUUUUAUAGGUGAUUUGUUAAUAUUAUUUAUCAUUUCAAUUUAUAUCGGCCUGGUGGUUUUACUUCUUCACUGCAACGAGUUGAUCCUGCUUGUGGAACCCUAUCAAACAAUUUUAAGUAAAACAGAAAAUAACAGUAAAUAUGUAAAUACAAACCAUGUACUCAUUAAAUUAUAUAUAGCUCUUUAAUAUAUGAAAUAUUUUAUACAAUAUUAUGGCACUAA